Molecule: messenger RNA, 2433 nt
Organism: Colossoma macropomum (tambaqui)
Lineage: Eukaryota; Metazoa; Chordata; Actinopteri; Characiformes; Serrasalmidae
Gene: eci2
Product: enoyl-CoA delta isomerase 2
Exons: 10
Coding region: 84-1250 (388 amino acids)
Molecular function (GO): fatty-acyl-CoA binding
Source: RefSeq, a predicted model, not a curated record
GGAUGAAGGCUGUGCGUGUAUUCAUUCAGCGGUUUGGCAGGAAGGUGAGCGGAGCGCUCGGCUGAUCUUUGUACGGUGUACUUAUGGCUUCAGGCGCUAUAAAGCUUCUUUCACCGUGGCGAGUUCUCAGGUUUGCCAGGAUCCCUAGCGUUCAGCUGCACACCACUGGAGCAUCGAUGGGGGCAUCAGUGGAGGACUUUAAUCGUGCCAAGGAUCAACUGGGUACACUGAAGAAGGACCCAGGCAAUGAGGUCAAACUCAAGAUCUAUGCCCUCUUUAAACAGGCCACACAGGGGCCCUGUAACACCCCUAAACCAGGAAUGCUGGACUUUGUGAAUAAAGCGAAGUGGGAUGCCUGGAAGUCUUUGGGAUCUGUGUCACAGGAGGACGCCCGGCAGCAGUAUGUUGACCUCAUCUCGUCCCUGCUGGCUGCUGAAGGCCCUGCUGUUGCUGCGCCACCCACAGGAGGUGCAAAGGCUUUUGAAACACUGAUAGUCACCACAGAAGAUGGCAUCACUACCAUUCGACUCAACCGACCACAGAAGAAAAAUGCCAUCACUGUGGAGAUGUAUAGUGAACUGAUAGACGCUCUGGAUCUUGCUGGAAAAGACAACUCUGUCAUUACAGUCUUCACAGGCAGUGGUGACUACUACUGCAGUGGCAAUGACCUGAACAACUUCACUAAAAUCCCAGAGGGUGGUGUUGACAAGAUGGCCAAGGAUGCUGGGGAUUUACUCCUGAGGUAUGUGAAAUCAUACAUUGACUUCCCGAAACCUCUGAUCGCUGUUGUAAACGGGCCAGCUGUGGGCAUCUCUGUCACUCUACUUGGACUUUUUGAUGUUGUCUAUGCCACAGAAAGGGCAACAUUUCACACCCCCUUCAGCCAGCUGGGACAGAGUCCUGAGGGCUGUUCCUCCUACACCUUCCCUAGAAUUAUGGGUCCUGCAAAGGCCAGUGAAGUGCUGCUGUUCAAUAAGAAGCUGACCGCCACAAAGGCGUAUGAACUGGGACUAGUGACUGAAGUCUUUCCUGACAGCAGCUUUCAGUCAGAGGUCUGGACCAGACUUAAGGCCUAUGCCAAACUGCCCCCAAAUUCUCUAGCUCUGUCCAAGCAGCUCAUCCGAGGGGUAGACAAGGACAAACUCCAUGCUGUGAAUGUGACCGAAGUGGAGAGGCUGAAAGAGCGCUGGGUGUCCGAUGAGUGCAUGCAGGCUAUCAUGAGCUUCUUCCAGGCCAAGUCCAAACUGUGAAGAAGAAAAUUUUAGAGGCAGGUCAUGGGCUGAUUUCCAUCAUCAUGUGAUGGUAUUUCAGAUAAAUGCAAAAAAUAAACAUCAUGUUUAAGGUGAGGUAAGAUGCUCUUGAUGUCUUUAGAUCAAAGUGGUACCUAAAUGCAAUUAGUCUAAUACUGAAAUUAAACUUGUGGCUGCUUUAGAUAGGAAAACGCACACAUUUUUGUUUAAUUUAUCCUCUUGAAAAGCACAACUUUUUUUAGCACUUAAACACAACAUUUUAGAGCGACAUGUGUUGUAUCUGGACUGUUGUGUUUGGAGAUGUACUACAGUUUUUGCCUAUGUGGAUUUAAAAAGGUUCCAUCAAGUGCCUACUAGCACAGUCCAUAUGGUCUUUGUUCAACUUUGCUUUCUUGCAUUUGAUCUGAAACUGCCUUUGAGUUUUAGAACAAUGUGUGUGAUUUAUAACUUGAAAAGAUUUUUCACCCAGUAAUGAAUGGUUAUGAGUGGGAGGCAGCCGGCAAUGAUCCUGUAUGAAUAACGGUACUUGGCCUUUGCUUGCUUAUUGUUAUUUAUUGGUGGUUUUGGCUGAAAUGCUCUCUUAAGCUGGACAGUUCACUCAUAAAAGCAUUUUACAGUAAAGGAUUUCAAUCUCACCAUUGUAUUAGCUCGUUGUCAUGGUUUGUUGUUCUCAUAUAAAAUGAUCAGUGCCUUACUAAAUGUCUACCAGGACCACUCAAAAGGGGAUAACUCAGUCAACUGUGGAACAGAAACAUUCGUAAAUUACACAAAAUAUACCCAUAAUAUACACAUAAUAUAAAAAGUUAAUGUGGUCUUCCUGUAAAUAGCACUUUUGCUAUGUUGCAACGUACUACGAGAAUUACAUACAACACAUGUAAGACCUAAUGAUUGAUGUUUUGUUUUUAUUUGAUAUUAAUGCCAUUUAUUGUGACAGUAAUAACAUUUUAUAUUAAUUAUUUUGGCCAGUGCAAAAUGCUGAUAAUGCUAUUUUCAGUUCACCAUUUACCAUAAGGUAGAAUUUUGCUUGUGUUCUACUGUCAUGAAUUAUUGUAAGUAAUAAAAUAAGAAGUCCUGUCAUUUUGAUGUGGGUGAUGCAGCAUUAUUGUUUGUAAUAAGAAUAAAAAUCAUCAAACCUAUGUCCACUGCAGCAUGAACUAAAAAUAAAUAGCAUUACAAUGAAAAA